Molecule: messenger RNA, 411 nt
Organism: Echinococcus granulosus
Lineage: Eukaryota; Metazoa; Platyhelminthes; Cestoda; Cyclophyllidea; Taeniidae
Exons: 4
Coding region: 1-411 (136 amino acids)
Biological process (GO): regulation of phosphorylation
Cellular component (GO): cytoplasm
Source: RefSeq, a predicted model, not a curated record
AUGUCUGGAAAGCACGAAAUUACACCAAAGGUUAACUUUCCUGAUAUCGUUGAAGACGAAACCCCGACACACAAAAGGCACUUGACAGCCCGUUAUGAUAAAAAGACUCGGAGGUUGAUGAGAGAGAAACUGAAUUUGGAGGACUUUAUAUAUGCAGAGUUAAGAAAAGUGUACCUAAGGGAUGAUGACGAAUGGGACUGCGAAAUGGAUGUGGAUCAACUUAUUCGCCUAAACGAAAGUGGACGGAAAGCCUACAUAGAGGAACGACUCUUGAACGCCCCUUCGUCCGAAGAUGUCAAACAACUGAGGAUGGGUGAUGGGGAUCUAACCCUGAUUGGUGGGUUGAGACUGCAGCUCCUUUUCGAUCCCAUCAGUGACCCCUUUAAUGCCUUAAACCACACCUUUUCGUGA